Messenger RNA from Drosophila navojoa, 1738 nucleotides. It is a transcript of the gene Synd, whose product is annotated as protein kinase C and casein kinase substrate in neurons protein Synd. Lineage: Eukaryota; Metazoa; Arthropoda; Insecta; Diptera; Drosophilidae. Gene Ontology annotation, biological process: cytoskeleton organization; plasma membrane tubulation; regulation of endocytosis. Gene Ontology annotation, cellular component: plasma membrane; cytoplasm; endosome. Gene Ontology annotation, molecular function: phospholipid binding; protein binding. The record is from RefSeq and is a predicted model, not a curated record.
ACAAAGUCUAGUUGUUACUUGCCAGCCCUGCUAGUUUUUUUUAGUUGGCGAUUUCAGACACACACGCAAGUUGUAGUGCUUUUUACGGCUAUUUUGUUUUUUGGAAAUGUCCCACCACAGCGAUGAACAGCUUCUGCAGGCUGGAAGUGAUUCCUUCUGGGAGCCCGGCAAUUACAAACGAACCACCAAACGCAUCGAAGACAGCUACAAACUCUGCAAUGACCUACAGCAACUGAUACAGGAGCGUGCCGAUAUUGAGAAGGGAUAUGCCAAAAGCUUGCGCGCCUGGUCAAAGAAGUGGGGUGAACUCAUUGAGAAAGGACCAGAAUAUGGCACAACGGAGGCAGCUUGGAAGGGUGUAUUAACCGAAGCGGAGCGAUUGUCAGAUGUACACAUGAAGAUCAAGGAUAAUCUGUGCAAUGAUGUCAAUAGUCAGAUUAAGACUUGGCAAAAGGAUAACUUCCAUCACACACUCAUGCAGAUCAAGGAACGCAAAGACAUGGAUGAUCUGUUCAAAAAGGCACAGAAGCCCUGGGCCAAACUGCUGGCCAAAGUGGAGAAGGCCAAAGCAGAUUAUCACGCAGCAUGCAAAACGGAACGUAGCGCCACCAAUCAAGAGCGCAACGCCAAUGCGGACAGCUCGCUGUCACCAGAUCAGGUGAAAAAGAUGCACGAUCGCGUGCAAAAGACCAAAGAUCAAGUUCAAAAGUGCCGCGAGAAAUAUGAGCAGGCCAUUGGCGAAAUAACCAAAUAUAAUUCCGUUUACAUUGAGGAUAUGACAUCCGUAUUUGAGAAGUGCCAAAACAUGGAGAGGACACGUCUGCAGUUCUUCAAAGAAGUGCUAUUUAAUGUGCAUGAGUGUCUCGAUCCAACCAAAGUGCAAAACCUAUCCCAAAUCUAUGAGGAGUUCUAUCAUACAAUCAACAAUGCGGACCAACAAAAGGACUUGAAAUGGUGGUCAAAUAACCAUGGUAUCAAUAUGGCCAUGAACUGGCCUGCAUUUGUGGAAUAUACGGAGGAGUUCCGUGAUAUAGCCAAGGGCAACAAAUCGAAAGAGGCUCUGCCUGCAGCGGCCAUAACGCUCAUCAAUCAACGACCCGUCGCUGAGGAUGUGCAUGAGUACCCUUCUACAAAUAGUCUAAAGAAGAACGCGAGCGUUAACAGCAAAGCGGCGAGCGGCAAGAGCAGCCAGCAGGAACAAGCAUUAAAUCAAACCUCUGCCUCAACAGUCGAAACUAAAUCAACGGUGUCCACAACAUCGGCGGCUGGCGCUGCGACGUCAGCAGCAACGGCAGCGUCAGCGGCGGCGGCGGCUUCAAAUCGCAAUUCGAGCGUAACUAAUGGCAACGGCAAAGUCGACUCAAACCCAUUCGACGAGGAGGAGGAGUGGGAUGAGGCUGACAAUGUGCUGGUCGACAACGGGGAGCCGGGUGUGCCAGUGAAGGCCUUAUAUGACUAUGACGGCGCUGAAAGCGACGAGCUAACAUUCAAGCAAGGUGAUGUCUUUGAGAAACUAGAGGAUGAGGAUGAACAAGGCUGGUGCAAAGGUCGCAUGAAUGGCCGAGUAGGCUUGUAUCCGGCGAACUAUGUGGAAGUAACUAACUCAUAAAUGGUCGAAUUAUCUGAUGACGAGCAGGGCGGGCAGUGGUUAAAUUAAUGUCAUCUACAGACGUUGAGAAUAUUUAGAUACCGAGAAAAUACAUUUAAAGUAUAUAAUGCAGAUUGCGUUUAAAGUAAA